Messenger RNA from Liolophura sinensis, 6415 nucleotides. RefSeq names its product ADP-ribosylation factor GTPase-activating protein 1-like. NCBI's taxonomy places the organism in Eukaryota, Metazoa, Mollusca, Polyplacophora, Chitonida, Chitonidae. Gene Ontology annotation, biological process: regulation of endocytosis; regulation of ARF protein signal transduction. Bases 84 to 1748 code for a protein of 554 amino acids. Gene Ontology annotation, molecular function: GTPase activator activity. The record is from RefSeq and is a predicted model, not a curated record. Gene Ontology annotation, cellular component: Golgi membrane. The transcript has 12 exons.
CACACACGAACGUACUGUUGACAUUUUGGCUUAUUUGAAGACGUAUCGACGAGUUUCACCGGCAUACCUGAAGACGUAGUUCAAUGGCUAGUCCACGAACUCGACGAGUUCUUAAAGAACUGAAGGUUAAAGAUGAAAAUAGUACAUGUUUUGAGUGCAAUGGUCACAACCCUCAGUGGGUGAGUGUGACAUAUGGAGUAUGGAUAUGCCUGGAAUGCUCUGGGAAACACAGGGGUCUAGGCGUUCAUCUCAGUUUUGUAAGAUCAGUCACCAUGGACAAGUGGAAAGAUAUCGAACUAGAGAAGAUGAAAGUAGGCGGUAACAAAAAGGCACGGGCUUUCUUCAAAUCUCAACCUGACUACAGUCCCAGUAUGACUCUACAGGAGAAGUACAACUCCAAGGCUGCUGCUCUUUACAGAGACAAGAUCUCAACAGAAGCCGAGGGUAAGGAGUGGAGUGAGGAGACAUCCUCCGCCCGUAACUAUGUGUCAUAUCAGCCCAGCCUCAAACUGAAUACCUCUAGUUCUAGCUCAUCAUUAAACAGACAAGGUGAAAGUGGAAGUGGGCCCAACAAGAGUUACCAUGACGACAGUUACCAGUCAGGGGGAGGUGGCCAAGAUUUGAUUGGCGGGUACACAAGAGAUGAAGUCAAUAAACACAAGGAAGACUUUUUUACCAGAAGGCAGAUGGAAAAUGCCUCAAGACCAGAUAAUUUACCACCUAGCCAGGGAGGAAAGUACGUCGGGUUUGGAAGCAGUCCAUCACCAGCAAAGAGCAACGAUGACAUGUUGGAAAACACCUUGUCAUCACUAUCUGCUGGUUGGUCUACCUUUGCUUUGGGAGCUACCAAGUUUGCAUCAUCAGCUUCAGAAAAGGCAACAAAACUUGCCACUUCUGCCACCAAAAAGACAAAGGAACUUGGACAAAGCGUCAAUGAAAAGGUGAAAGAGGCCAAGAUCUAUGACAAUAUGUCAGAGUCAGUCUCCAGCCUGGCCAACAAAGUAAAGGACGGUACUUUACUGAAUGACGUUGGCACAUCUAUGAGUGGCCUGGCCUCCAAGUUAACAUCUGUCAGUACAAAGGGCUGGAAGGAUCUGUCCUCAUUAUGGGGUGAACCCAAGACGACCUUGGCCACAGCCGACACCAGCCCUGGAGAGAAGACUUCUCUACUGGCCAUGAAAGCAGAUGGGUCUGUUGAUGAUCCAAGUAAAUCUGGCUUACUGGCUGAGGAGGAUGAUUCCUGGGGAGGAUGGGGAGGAAAUGAUUGGCAGGACCAGCCCACCAAGGGAAAGGAUGAUGAGGACUUUGAGGCGUGGUUAAAUGAUGACUCCGCCCCCUCUGAUUCCAAACCCAGAUCUCAGAAUGUGAAAAAGCAGCAGUCUAAUUCUUCAGAAGGUUGGGACGAUUGGUCCGGAUGUGGUGGAGAAAAUGAUAGCUGGGGAUCAUGGGAUGUGGGCUCAACAACAAACAACAAAUCAACGUCUUCUAAAACUUCAAAGAGUUCUUCCAAGGACAAAAAACCUAUCAAGGCUGCCGAAGGUUGGAAUGAUGCGAAUUGGGAUAAUGGUUUUACUUCUGCCGAGCCAGCUCUCGGGAACCUCGUAGACCUGGGUGGUGCAGAAGAAAGCUCAGGUUGGGACAAUGAGGUAUGGGAAAAUGAGGACGAUGAAUGGCAGUCAUUGGAUGUCAACAGCAGUAACAAAUCCUCGAAAAAGUCCUCCUCGGGAAAGUUUCGGAAAGGAGAUUAACAUAGCCCUUCCUUAAGACUUCAAAAUUUUUUGUCCAUCGAGAGUGUUGUUAAAUGAACACCUAUUUACAUUUACAGCACUUCUCAGUUUCAAAACAGAUGAGGUAAUAAACACAUUUGUGAUCCAGUCAAGAAUGGAAUUACCAGUAAACAUGUAUAUCUUUGUGUACAAAUACGAGUGUGAACGGAGAAUUAUGGAGCUGUGACUGCAAAUGCCUGGCAGUAUUGUCAGAAUUAUCUCCAAGUUGAAUGUUUUUACCUGCUCUGAAGAUUAAUGUGACUAUAAUAAUAGUGUGAUAAUGAAACUGAAAGGCUGGACCAGAGUUGUUAUGGGAAAACUUACAUGACCAGAACCCCUGAUGUCUUUUGAGAAGAAAUUCUGUUGAUGUGUACGUGGAUGGAACAUCUGAAGCAGGGUCUCAGAAUAGUAUUAAUCAGACUGGCUGUUCUCUGCAAGCAUCCCAGUAGUGAGUUACUGGCCUACUCGUGGCCUGCAUGUAGGUUGCCUGUGGACUGAUUAUGGAAUGUUGAAAGUUGGCUGUUUAUCGUGACCCAUGAAUAGCAAGUGAACCGUGAAGGCAAGGUAUAAUAUAACAAGUGGAGUCCCAGAAGCUACUUACAAGCAUGCUAGUGGUGAACUGGUGGGAAACUAGUGGCAUGCCACAGAGAACCUUCAGCCUGCAUGGUACUGUACAGUGACUUAAACCGGACAGUAAUUUAAUUAACCUCACUGAAUUGUGAGAUUGCUUUAUGAUUUCACACAGAUGUGGAGUAAAUUAUUUAUGACCUGUGUACAUCUAGAUCUAGAUGUGUUGCAUCAAAAUAGUAAUAUUUUAGUAUGUUUAAAUGGAGAAAUGGUCAUCUUUAUAGAGAGGUAUGCUGUUCAUUCUGACAUUGGAGUCGCAGGCGCUACAUAGUAACACAUGUACAUAUUUACCAUGCCACAAGUUUUUUGUGUUAUUUUUUUCUUUGUGCUUUACUGAUUUGUCCCAAAAGUGAUAAAGUCAUACAGUACUUGCAUGUACGUGAUUGAUAAUUUAUUGGAGCUUUACAUGAUUCCCGUCACAAAUGGACCAAUACAUUGCACAAAUGCAGUCUGACAUUUUUGUGAGUACACGUAGGUAAAUAUUUUAUAAGAAAACUUCCAUUUUGUAUGCUUCAGAUUUACAUGUAGUUGAAUUGUCCAGAUUUCACAAUUUCAUGAGCGUAUGAAAAGGUCUGUUCAAACUAUCUUCAAAGGAUUCCAAGAAUACUAUAAUUGAUUCCGAAUGAAUUUGCAUUUAUUGAGGUAUUAAAGCAUUAUACAUGCAGUACCAUCAUCCUGACGUGCAGGUAUCCAGGCUGUCCUUCAUCAGGAAAACGCUUUCUCACCUGUAGAGGAACAAACUUCAUGCAGGUUAAUAUACUGACAUUCUAUUCCUGGGAAAUUUGUCGUCACGAAGAUCGGAAUAUGAUCAGACUGACAUGUAAAAUUUAGGACAUUUUACGCACGAGAGGAAUACUAUGAACAAAGGUUUAGAUCUUCUGGACUCAUCUGUUCAAAACUGUUUUAAAUACUUAGAACCAGAGUUAACUUUAAGCCUUCAGUCUUCAGUUUUGUACUUGGUCCAAAAAUAAUUGUGUGAAAGUACAUGUAUAUUAAACAUGAUAUAAAUCUGUAGUUGUUUCAUUUGGUCCCUAUAUAGCUGUAUCAGUUUCUGGGUUUUGUUAACAUGGUAAUUAAAUGACUUGAUACUGGUAUUAGCUACUGCACUUUUAGAUAAGAGGGACUUCAUAAGGAAUUAAGCGUUUCUUUCUCAUUAAACCUAAAAAGACUUCUUUUGUGUUGUCAUUGCUGAUUGGCCAAACCAUACUGCUGGAUUCUGAAAUGCAGAGUGAAGACAUUUAUAGGCCAAACGCUGUACAUAUUAAACAUGUAUGUUAAAUGUUGUCGUUUAUGAUUAACCUAUAAACAAGCAUGUAUGUACUUGUGGCAAUGUUUGACGCUCUGUGAUUUGACUAUGAUAUAAGUUACAUGUAUGCGUAGAAAACAUUGGUUGUAUGGGGAAAAUGGAGUGCAUAUGAGACUGGUUGCAUUGAUUUUUUUUCUUUUUUUGUCCCAAAUAAUGGUAUUACUUUACUGUUCAUGUGUCCCCAGGACCACAUUCCAUGAUGGGAAAAAUUCACACCAGAUUUAUGAUUGCAGACAAAUACUUUAAACUCUGUACAGGAUUAUGAAAAACUUGCCCUGUGAAACGCUCAGUUUGUUCAUUCAGAUUUCACACAGACACCAUAUUGAUUGAGAAAUCAGUGUACAUGUAUGCUUUUCUUUGUUGACACAAAACGGAAAUUUGUUUGAAUAACGAUGUAUUUUAAUUGAUGCAUGCGUUCUGCAAUUUAAUGUUAGUAAAUGUUACAAUGUAGAAAAAAUGUCGAGCAUUGGUUUCACUGGUUAAGCUGUUUUUUGUUGAUUUCUUUUUCCAUUUGGACCAGUCCCAAUGUAGAAUUUGCAGAUAGAUUAUGUUGGAAGAUAUGCCAAAUAUUGAAAAGAUCAUGUAGGAAGAGAGACAAAUUUUGACAUUACAUAGGAUUCUUCCCGUUGGCAAACAAGUGUCUUAUCACUACUUGAACUACAUAAACAUAAAAGGAAAUGACCUUUACAAAAAUCAAAGUAGGAUAUGCCAGAUAUUGAAAAGAUAAUGUAGGAAGGGAGACAACUUUUGAAAUUAUAUAGGAUUCUUCCCCUUGGCAAACAAGUGUCUUAUCACUUCUUGAACUACAUAAACAUAAAAGGAAAUGACCUUUAUGAAAAUCGAAGUAGGAAUCACGAAAUAGAUCACUUAAAAUUAUGCAAAGAUAUACUUUCAUUUAUUUUGGUAGAUUUUUGUGAAAAUAGUUAAAAGGCUAGAGUUUAUGAACUAUACUAUCAGAGUUUAAGAACUCUGACAUCACAGGAAGGUUUUCUAACUCUUAAUCAUGACAAUGAUUGUUGGAAUAACUGUUUUUACCCAUGAGUAAAAGAUUACUGAAACUAAUGUUCCCAAAAACUCCUUCCUUCUGAUGAACAUCAGGGAAAAAAGAUGAUGUGACGCCAGAGUUCCUAGAUUCUGUCAAUAUGGCUCAUAAAUCCCACCAUACCAUUCAAAUAUUUGAAUGACUUUCAACACUCUUAAAUAAAAAUAAGUGAUAUUAUUUUUACGCAUAGUUUUCAGUUAUCUAUAUGAUGACCCUUACUUAAUUUUUUAGCUUUCUUUUAAUUUAAGUACAAACAAAAAUUUGAAGGGAGGAAGUUUGGUGAGAAUCUGUGAAACUUUGUAACCCUAUGCCAUCUAGUCAGCCCAGGAGUUUAUUUUUCCGUAUCAUAUAACAUUUAAAUCUUCAUUCAUGUGUUAAUCUUUAAUUUGCAUCCGGUAACCUUGGCAAUCAAGCCAUAAUAUUCUACUUAUGAACAGAUACAUUUAUCAGUGACAGGUACUUAGGUGUACAUGUAUUUGGGGAAAAUUUUAAUAAAAGAAGUAAUGCUCAUUGAAAUUGUUCCAUAAUAAGUGCUUAAAUGAAGGUACAUGUGUGCAUAUCUGUUAUUGGGCCUUUAUAGUCAUAAAUGUGCAAAAUCAUCUGAUCAAAUACUUACCAGCUUUACACACAUUGUGUACUAAUGCAUUGAUAAACAAAUAUUUAACACCUACGAAACAGUUUAAAGGAAUCUGUCUACGCAUUUUAAUGUCAAAAGUCUGCAUUGCAUACAAAACCUGAUUUGGUUGCUUUUUUUCUUUUCCUUUUUUGUUAGAUGGGGGUGGGGAGUUCUGUUUCAGUUUCGGCCUACCAAAUAUAAAACAUUAAAAAUAAAUAAUUCAACAAGAAACUAUUCCAUUACUCAUCAUUUCAUUUUUCAACAUCUGAAUCUCUAAAUAAUGAUUCACUGUGUGUUUUACAGGUUAUAAUGGAAGAGGAAUCGUGCAUUACCUUUGAUUGAUAGACGUAAGAUACAUGACAGACUUGUUUACUGCAAUGUAGUUGUUAUAUGGUGCAGUGCGUUAGUGCAGGAAGGUACAUGCAUGAGAAAUCGAUGUAAUCUGUUUGCUGUCAUACAUAUCUUUACAAUGUCAACCUGGUUCGUCUGUUGUGUACAUUGGCUUCACCCGUAAAUUUUUGGUAACAUUUGGACUGAAACAUGUUGCAGAGUGGUUGUUCAGUUUGUAAUGAGAGUCAGUGAGUGUUAGCCUAUAAUAUUGUGGAUUUGAUGUUGAUUUUGAUAUAACACCAAAGGUAUGAGUGCUGUGGCAAUAGCCUAAUUCCUCAACCUAUUCUGAUAUGAAAGAGCAACUUUCAGUGCCAUUUAAGCACUUUCUAAAUUUUGAUUUUGAAGACAAAACUACAUCGGUUGGAUUGGCCAGUGUUGGGGCUUCACAAAAAUUACAAUUUUAUCAGAAAACACAGAGAAAUGCUUUCCGAAUCUGCUUGAAUAAACAUCUUGCAAACAUGCGGAAAGGUUGAACUACAGUACCUUGUUUAUGUAUUUAUGUUGCUGCAGUGUGUCUGAGGUAUUAUUAAGCCUGCUGUGAAAGAGAGAUUGAAUGUUGGAUUGGAGUGCGAGGGAUGUAUUUAGGAGUCGCGUACAUUUCAAGAGGGACUCCCAGCAAAUGUACAUGUAUGUGACAUUUGUUGUUGAAGUGAUCAAUAAAUGUGUAA